Messenger RNA from Pseudo-nitzschia multistriata, 3495 nucleotides. NCBI's taxonomy places the organism in Eukaryota, Bacillariophyta, Bacillariophyceae, Bacillariales, Bacillariaceae. The record is from the annotation of a GenBank genome assembly.
CUUACCGAAUUCCUACUGCGACAGUUUCAUAAUACUCGUACUUGGAGGUGUAAUCGAACCAUCGAAACAAAGGUGCUGUCCAGGUGCAACCCAAUUCCAGGUCAUAGUAAAGUGUUCGUUGUGUGAGAGUGACGAUAAAAGUAUCAGAUCAUACAACCAACAGUCGAAAGAAAAGAAGGAAAUCCCGUUUCCAACAACAAGAUGCCAUUUGGAUCGCAAUCAUCGUUAUCCUCGUCUAGCGAUGAAUCCGUCUACGGUUCGAUCAAUGCCAACAACGAUGUUGAGAUGGCGCCUAGUGAUCCGAUCUUCACCGGUGAGGCACGCAGCGGGAAGAACUCCAACGUUUGUGGUGAAAAAGUCCUCUCUCCCAGAACCAGGCUCGUCAUUCUCGGUGCUGUUCUCGGUGUUGUUUUGUUAAUGCUUGGGAGGAGAACAGCGAUGCCGGCUUCCCACCAGUUGAAACACGGCAAAGGUGCCCGCAUCAAACUCUACAACAAGGACGACUCGGGUAUUGGGUCUCUUUCGAACGGUGCUGGGAACGACCCAUUUCAAUUGUCGCCCGUCGAAAACUUGGGAAUGCUGAGCAUCGAUCGAGCCGACGAUGCUCUGCCUUCACCAAUUUGGGGGAAUCAUUUGAAGAAAGGACUACCACUCCCUACAAACAGCUGGUACCUGGUAUGUUUGCUUAUUGAUUGUAUGGAAUGGAUUUGGUGGGAACGGAUAACUUCCCAGCUUGUUGCAGCCAUCUGUCACUCGGUUAUCAGUGCAACUCUUUUUCCUCGAGCUCUUCUCUCACGUUUUUUUUUUCGUUAUUUGUAUAGAAUCUUGUGUCUCAUCGAGCGGCCUUCCGACCAGACGAUUCGACACGCGUCUACACGGUCCCUUACAUCAUUGACACAGCGUCGCCGUACCCGGGCAUGGAGGGACUGCGCGUUCACUGGCCGGUGGUUCAAGCUUCCGAUGGAAACGUGCAAAUGGUGAACGAUUUCAAGAACGCUCUUUGCAUCGGAUCCGACGGCUUUAGUAGUGAGGACGGUGACGAUGGUAUCGACGGAACAUACAGGGUUAAGGACGGUGCUUUGUCGCCGCUUGGGGUUGGAUUGGAAUGGGGAGCUGGAAGUGAUACCAAUAGCAGCAAUAUCAUGUCGACAAACAUUGUUCGAGGUAUGCCGUACGCGACCAUGGUGUAUAGCGACUCGUCCAACAUGGUUCCGACGAUUUACAGCUACAACGGAUUGGCAAGUGACGUUCAAAUCGACCGCACCUCUACGUUUGAUCCAGUGACGAGCAAGUUCCCGAAGCUUGUGUGUGGAAUCGAGGGCACUUCCAAAAAAGGAAUCUCAGCCACGGUCCACAGCCACCUCCAUUUGCACAUGAUCAACUCCGAUUUCACUUGGAUCGUCUUUUUUAACAAACCGGUCAAGGUAUCGUGCGUGACAAACAACGAGCAAGACCCAAAAGUCCGUGACUUCAAAAUGACCUUUCUCGACAACGAGGACGACACAGAGGCAGGAGACACCGAUCUGGUGGUCCGUAUCGCACUAUUGAACCAGUGCACAACCGGUCACGCGUCCAUCAAAGAACAUUGCAAGGAAAGAAACGCCUUGGCGGACAAGGACGGCUACGAACUUUUGUUGAAGAACAACGCUCAUCUGGUCCCUCAAUCUCCCACCAUAGAUUUCGAAUACGCCAGCAAGUCGAAGAACGACGACGACGUUGCAAAAAUUAAUAUCGACUGGGAUGUCACUAACACCAAAAACGCUUCGAACGAUGACGCCGAUCUCCUAAUGUUCGCUCUGCCUCACCACCAGGAUUCUUUGUCGUCGGCAGAUAGAGAAGUCAAAAAUCAAUGUGUCCAUUCGUUCCACGGAAAAACAUGCUUGGUGAGUAGUUCAAAUUGGACUCUGGAAGAAGAUCUUGGAUCUCCGCUGUCCUUUGAUGCACCUCGACCACCCUCGGCGGAAUUCAUUCCGACCAUUGCUAAAUAUCUGAAGGAAGACAUUAAAUUCGAAAUUCCGAAGAAUACAAUGCGGGGUGCUUCCGAUACAUACUUCAGCGGAAAAAUUCUAGGGCGAUUGGCUCGGAUCGUUGCGAUUGCCUCAGAACUCAGAUCCCUGGCUUCGGCAUCUUCCGUAGAAGACAUCCAGGGCCGAUAUGACAUGAAGUUGGAUUCGAGCAUUGAUAUGCUGCAAGAAUCCAUGAAGGCGGCAGCGAGCGCUAAUCUGCCAUCCUCUAAGGAAUUUAAGGAUGCACUAGAUCAGCUCAAGUCGGCCGUCCAGGCCUGGUUAAAAUCGGAUGCAGAUGCACCCUACAUUUAUGACAAGAGUUGGGGUGGACUCGUGAACUGCGGGUGUUCUUACGUCGGGAAGAUGGACAGGGGUUACUGCAACAAUACUUUCCCGGAGUGCCCGGCUUUGUUGAGUGUAAACGAAGAUUUUGGAAACGGUACGUCUACAUAGCUCUUCAGAUCCAUGUUUGUUGCAAUUACAAUUCGAUUAUUGGUUGGGACAGACUGGGAUCCACACUUCCGGCUGAUUUGGUGCCCUCUCGAUUUCUUUUAUUCUCCAACAAUUUAGGUUACUAUAAUGAUCACCACUAUCACUAUGGCUACCACGUUUAUGCUGCUGCGGUCGCUGCAAAAUUCGAUCCAGCGUGGGGACGAAAACAUUUCGAGGAGGUUAUGCUCUAUAUCCGAGAUUUUGCGAAUCCAAAAGGAGAUGAUGAAUUCUUUCCCCAGUACCGUCAAAAAGAUUGGUUUCUGGGAUCAUCUUGGGCGAGUGGAAUCAUUUCCGCCGAAAAUUCACCCCAUGGACGGAACGAAGAAUCUUCGAGCGAAGCCAUUUCAGCGUACGAAGGUGUGACCCUAUAUGGGUCCGCGAUGGUCGAUGCAUUCGAAGAAGUCAAAACCGACGGCGGCGAUGAGGAAAUCACCACCAAAUUGGAGACUGCGAAACUGAUUCGAGACAGUGGGCAACUCUUAACGGCGUCUGAAAUCAGUGCAACGAAUCGUUACUGGCACGUAUGGUCAAGUGAUACACACAACAAUACGUAUCCUGCUGAAUACACGAAGCCGGUUGUUGGGAUGCUGUACGAUACUAUGGCAAUGUUCCAAACCUGGUUCGCUCCGUGGGCCGUUGUAUCAUAUGGUAUCCAAUUGAUUCCAUUGACACCCGUUGCAGAAACGCGUGACGACCCGGACUGGGCCGCCGAGCUCUAUCCGUUGUACGACGAAGCGUGUGACGAUGCAGGAAAAGAUUUUUGUGAAGCCAACGGGUGGUCGAUUUUACAAGCCGGUUUAUUGGCAACGGCGGGAAACCAAACCGAAGCCCUGAAUCAGGCGAAAGCGGUACCAAGAGAGGUGUUUGCCACCGAAGGCGGUGUAGGAAACUCAAUGAGUAAUACGAUAUGGUACAUUGCCACAAGAAAGAAGAUUGUUUGAUUUGACGUACGACGCGAAUGGUUAUCACAUCAAAGUAAUGAAAGAUAUCAAAGAUG